Prosopis cineraria is the source of this 1051-nucleotide messenger RNA. RefSeq lists its product as uncharacterized. The transcript has 2 exons. Gene Ontology annotation, cellular component: nucleosome. Gene Ontology annotation, molecular function: DNA binding; protein heterodimerization activity; structural constituent of chromatin. The record is from RefSeq and is a predicted model, not a curated record. Gene Ontology annotation, biological process: nucleosome assembly. Lineage: Eukaryota; Viridiplantae; Streptophyta; Magnoliopsida; Fabales; Fabaceae. The coding region runs from base 73 to 885 and encodes 270 amino acids.
CGAAGAUUUGCUUUUCAGGCUUCUAGCGUCUGGUGAACAGUGAGAAAGAGAAAGAGAGUGAUCGAAUCAAACAUGUCCGGGAGAGGAAAGGGAGGCAAGGGGCUCGGAAAGGGGGGAGCAAAGCGUCAUCGUAAGGUUCUGAGGGAUAACAUUCAAGGUAUCACCAAGCCGGCGAUUCGCCGUCUAGCCCGUCGUGGCGGAGUGAAGCGUAUCAGCGGUCUCAUCUACGAGGAAACCCGUGGCGUUCUCAAGAUCUUCCUCGAGAACGUGAUUCGCGAUGCCGUCACCUACACGGAGCACGCUCGCCGCAAGACAGUGACGGCCAUGGAUGUUGUGUACGCUUUGAAGAGGCAGGGCCGGACUCUUUACGGCUUCGGUGGUUCAUCAGGCUCUUCCGAUCCAACGGUCAAGAUAUCCAUCAAACUCAACACACGGAUAGCUAUCUCAUCCAACAAUUCACAAUCCGUCUUCGUACAUAUAAAACGCUACAGAACUCUCGUUCGAUACAAGCAGUUCCUUCGAAGGCUUGCAUCAAAGCGUCCUGUAGACAGAGUGAGGAGGAUCGAAUCAAACAUGUCUGGGAGAGGAAAGGGAGGCAAGGGGCUCGGAAAGGGGGGAGCAAAGCGUCAUCGUAAGGUUCUGAGGGAUAACAUUCAAGGUAUCACCAAGCCGGCGAUUCGCCGUCUAGCCCGUCGUGGCGGAGUGAAGCGUAUCAGCGGUCUCAUCUACGAGGAAACCCGUGGCGUUCUCAAGAUCUUCCUCGAGAACGUGAUUCGCGAUGCCGUCACCUACACGGAGCACGCUCGCCGCAAGACAGUGACGGCCAUGGAUGUUGUGUACGCUUUGAAGAGGCAGGGCCGGACUCUUUACGGAUUCGGUGGUUAGAGAAUCAGGGAUUUGGGAAAUUUCAUGAAUUAGGGUUUUGCAUUUGUUUCUCUGUGCAAUUAUUGUUUAUAUGAACAAGUGAUAGAUUGUAUUCGUUGAAAUUUAACAAUUUCAACAAUGUUCUUUUGAAUGACUAAUUUAAUGUUAUGGUCUGGCAUUCGUGAUC